This is a messenger RNA of Annulohypoxylon truncatum, 1105 nucleotides long. RefSeq lists its product as uncharacterized. The transcript is spliced from 2 exons. Gene Ontology annotation, cellular component: cytosol. Bases 463 to 723 code for a protein of 86 amino acids. NCBI's taxonomy places the organism in Eukaryota, Fungi, Ascomycota, Sordariomycetes, Xylariales, Hypoxylaceae. Gene Ontology annotation, biological process: copper ion transport. Gene Ontology annotation, molecular function: copper chaperone activity; metal ion binding. The record is from RefSeq and is a predicted model, not a curated record.
UGAUAGGUGAUAAGUCGUUAUUAAUCCCUCUUCUAGUUUCUGUGACGCCACCUAGGCACUUAAUAGGCACUUAAUUAGGCGCUGUACAAUGCUGUAGGUACCCGUAGAAUAGGGAACACAUGGGACUCUAAUCCUCUUCCAUCACGACUUUGACAGCCUAUUAUUAAUACAAACUUCGUGCGACCAUCCAUACCGACAGAUUAUUUCUCUAUAUAAUAGAUAGCUGUCCUCUUCGGAGCCCUGGCACACACCUCCUUUUUGCAUUGAUCCAUACGAAGAUAGACUUCUUAGGCCCCUUCAACCAACGUUAAACGUUCUGCAUAUCUGAACUUCAGUUUGCUGUUACCCCGCCGAAUUCCAGAAUCCGCGAUUCGCAUACCAUACAUAAGCCAACACCACCCCUCACUUUUUAUUACCCCUCUUUCGUAAAGCAAACCAAUUCAACCGAAUAUACCUUUCGCGAUGGCCGACCAGGAGCACACUUACAAGUUCAAUGUCAGCAUGAGCUGCAGCGGCUGCUCGGGAGCCGUCAAUCGUGUGCUCGGCAAGCUUGAGGGUAUCCAAAACUACGAAGUCUCCCUCGAGAAGCAGGAGGCUGUCGUCGUCGCCAAGCCGGGCCUCGACUACGAGACGGUCCUCAAGACGAUCAAGAAGACCGGCAAGAAGGUCAACUCGGGCUCUGUCGACGGUGAGGAUCGGAGUAUCGAGAUCGCCGCCGAAUAGAGGCGUAUCGGUCGGAAACUGAAGUCGCAACAUUUUGACAUAGGGGCUGAUGGAUAUCCCGUUGGGACGAAGGAGGCAUUUCGACUUUCCGUCUACGCGUGACGCCCUUUUUUUGUGCUUUUCCUUUUAUCCCGUUUUAUGAUGAGCGAUCAUAAACCGCCUAGACUUAGGGAUACGAUGUCUUGUCUUGGGACUGAUAUGUAGCCUGGCAUGGAUUGAUUUUAUACAUCUGCUUGCGCCGACAAUAAGAACGCCUCUGAUGCGAUUCGACGAAUACAAUACUAGAGCUAUUGUGCUAUAGUCUCACCCGUAGAUGCUGUUCAUUUUCCUUGUGUAAGCUUCCGUAUCUGGACACUUACACGAUAACUUCCGCUAUGAUGGA